Coturnix japonica (Japanese quail) is the source of this 4937-nucleotide messenger RNA. NCBI's taxonomy places the organism in Eukaryota, Metazoa, Chordata, Aves, Galliformes, Phasianidae. The record is from RefSeq and is a predicted model, not a curated record.
CCGCGCUCCUCCCUUAGCAACGGCGGCGCGUUGAGAGCGGAGGGCGCUGUUGGAGGGCGAGGGCUGUGAGGCGGCAGGGAAGUGGUGCUACGCAGCUGGAUACACAUCCAACAGAACACAAGGGCAGGAGACUGUGUGAAGACUGUAAACACAUAUGGGGACAUUUCUCAUCUGGAAGGCCGUGGCUAUUUGAAACACCUUCCAGGCACUGUCUGGAGGUUCUUCUCUGGCUUCUAUGUGAAAAUGACCCAAAUUUCAAGAUAGAAGUUCCUAAGAGCAAGAAUUGUACGGUGCCUGCCACAAGGGCUUCCCUCUGGGCAAGCUUCUGAAAUACACCUCUAUUGAGGAGCUACAGUAGAUCAGCAGAGCUGUAACCUCAUCACCCUGUGCUUCUGAGAGUCCUCCAGGGGUGCUUAACGUCUGGGCUGAGCGCUUACCUUCACAAGAGACGUUUCUUCAGCCUGCAGUAGCGGUGAGCUCCGACACACGCUGGUCCUGUGAUUUUCAGUGCUGUGGGAUGAGACCUCCUGGUCAGCUCAGCCCCAAGGGGAGAGCGCAGGAGGAGCUGGACAGAGCGAUGCCACUUGCUGAGAGACUUGGCAUGGUCAGGAAUACAUUGAAGGAUGUCAAGAAGAAUUUAGUUAAGGGUUUUUCCACCAUGUUCGGAAAGAAAAAGAAAAGGCUUGAAAUUUCUGGGCCCUCUAACUUCGAACAUCGUGUCCAUACUGGCUUUGACCACCGGGAGCAGAAGUUCACAGGACUACCUCAGCAGUGGCACAGCUUGCUGGCGGACACGGCCAACAGGCCGAAGCCUAUGGUGGAUCCAUCAUGCAUCACUCCCAUUCAGCUUGCGCCUAUGAAGACUAUUGUUAGAGGAAAUAAGCCUCGGAAGGAUACUUCAAUCAAUGGCCUGCUCGAGGAGUUUGACAAUAUCUCCGUGACUCGAUCCAACUCCCUGCGGAAGGAAAGUCCUCCCGCACACCACCAAGGCAAUGCAAACCAUGUGCCAAGGCACCAGGAGGAAAAUGGUUACAUCACAUAUUCACAGUACUCCAGUGAGUCAGAUACAACAACAGACUAUGUCAUGGAUAAGUAUAGAGACAAGACUCUCUAUGGGGAAGAGCUAGACAGGUACUACAAAGGGGGCUACGCUGCCAAGCAGAACGGGCACAUGAUGAAAGUCACUUCCAAGGACAUAUAUUAUUCAGAAAUGACACCCCUGAAAUCAGACCUCUCCAGGUUCCUUCCGGAUUACCAUGCACAAGUGGAGACGAUGCCCAAACCACUUGAAUAUGGAGGUCUAAAGCUGGAGUACCAGAGGAUUCCCAGUGGAUCCUCACUGGACUACAGAGACCCCUUCCCUUACGCCCUGUCCCGAGCGUCAGUGCAGAGCGAAUGCCCCAAGGAGAGACUGGAGUACAGUGACGGCGAAUGGGGGCACAGCCCAGCCAAGGAUGACUAUGACAAGAGGCCCAAGUCAUCCUACGUGGACCCAGCGAGUCCUCAGCCAACCAUGAGGCAGAGGUCCAGGUCAGGCUCCGGUCUGCAGGAGCCAGCCAUGCCCUAUGGAGCAAGUGCAUUUAAAGCACACCAGCAGGGACACUCCUACAGCUCCUACACCUACCCUCGCUUGUCUGAAACUGCAGCAGGCAUCUCCAAGAUGGAGACAGUUUUGUUUAUGAAUGCAGAGUAUUUGCUGACUUUCAUUGUGGAUUACGACCGAGCACAGCUGGUAGUUAGCCCACCACUCUGUGGAUCAGACACCUACCCAAGGGGCCCAGUAAAGCUACCUCAAAGUCAAAGCAAAGUCAGCUAUUCCAGCAGCAGCUACCAGUACCCUCUGGUCUACCACAAAGCAUCCCACUACCACCAGCCAUCUCUCCAGCCGAGCUCUCCCUAUAUUUCCACCGCCUCCUACCCCAGCUCCCCAAGUAUCACAUCAAGUGCUUAUCCCCCGCCCAGCUGGGGCUCCUCCUCAGACCAGCAGCCCUCCAGGGUGUCCCACGAACAGUUCAGAGCCGCCCUGCAGCUGGUCGUCAGCCCCGGUGAUCCCCGGGAGUACUUGGACAGCUUCAUCAAGAUCGGGGAGGGCUCCACAGGGAUCGUCUGCAUCGCCACCGAGAAGCACACGGGAAAGCAAGUUGCUGUGAAGAAAAUGGAUCUCAGGAAACAGCAGAGGAGGGAGCUGCUGUUCAAUGAGGUUGUAAUCAUGAGAGAUUACCAUCACGAAAACGUGGUGGAGAUGUACAACAGUUACCUGGUGGGCGAUGAGCUCUGGGUGGUGAUGGAGUUCCUGGAGGGCGGUGCACUGACAGACAUCGUGACUCACACCAGGAUGAACGAGGAGCAGAUAGCGACCGUCUGUCUGUCUGUCCUGAGAGCUCUGUCCUACCUGCACAACCAGGGUGUCAUCCACCGCGACAUCAAAAGUGACUCCAUCCUCCUCACAAGCGAUGGGCGGAUCAAAUUGUCCGACUUUGGAUUCUGUGCCCAGGUGUCCAAGGAGGUGCCACGGAGGAAGUCUCUGGUUGGGACACCGUACUGGAUGGCACCAGAGGUGAUAUCACGGAUGCCCUACGGCACCGAGGUGGACAUCUGGUCUCUGGGGAUCAUGGUGAUAGAGAUGAUCGACGGUGAACCCCCCUACUUCAAUGAGCCCCCGCUGCAGGCCAUGCGCCGAAUCCGGGAUAACUUACCACCCCGCGUGAAGGACAUGCACAAGGUCUCCUCUGUCCUCCGGGGCUUCUUGGACUUGAUGCUAGUGCGGGAGCCCUCGCAGAGAGCCACAGCGCAGGAACUGUUGAGACACCCAUUCCUUAAGCUGGCCGGGGCCCCUUCGUGCAUCGUGCCCCUCAUGAGGCAGCACCGGCACCGCUGAACGCAGCUUCUCAGGAGGAGGUCGGUGCAGGGGCCAGGUAACAGCUGGGCAGGAAUCCCUGCGGUUGUGUGGGAACCAGGGGAAGGGGUGAGCGAAACUUUGCGUAAGAAAACCCACCCCAUGGAAAUAACGUGGUGUGUAAAAGCCAAAGGGGUGCUCGGUGGGGUUAUGAAGAACCCAGGGGGUGAUCCUGGCCCAGCACACAAGGGGUCACAUACUGUGGCUGCGCCACGUUGUCAUCUUGGCCAUCCAGGCAGAAGGAGCCAGGUGCAAACAAGGGGGGAAAGCAAAUGACUAGAGGAUAGCACAACCAGAGCAAAACACCAGGAUUUCCAAGUAAUGGCUGCGGCACUUCAGAAAAACACUUUUCUGACACAGAAAAAAAGCACUUUUUUAAUCUCAGUCAUAGCAACGUAAUGUAUUUUGAAAUGAAUUUGUAAUUUUCUGUACAGUACUUUUGAUAACUUGCAGUACUUUGUCAUGUAACCAUUGUGCUAGUUGAGGUAAGAUGUGUAACUUAGCAAGAACUUGAGAAGAUAAAAAUGUUUCCUACUUUUUUUUAACCCUUUUGAAUAUGGAAAAAAGCCCUUUAGGAAGUUAGAAAAUUUGGCAGAUCUUCCCUUGGGGUGCAGAGCGCUUUGUCCCGCUGCCACAGCAGCCUGAAGAUCCACGGGUGCCACCCAGCAGAACACCCAUUGCUCAGGGCAGUUGCUUUGAGCACUUGCCCUCUGGGGGCUGCUGGCAAUCCAAGCUUCUGCCACCUGCCAGAAGGCACCGGGGCCCUCAGUUCCCCCUUCCUCCUGCGAUGGGAACUAACGCAGAUGUACCUUUGCUCAAGGGUCAUCCAGCAACCUGCCGGUCCCUUCACGUCCCGCUGCUGCAAAGUCAGGUUAGUUUUGUUACUGCAGAAACACCCAUUCUUUAUGUCGCGCUGUGGAAGUUGACGGAGGCGUUCUCCAGAUUUGGAAGAGACCAUUGUGAUACGUUCUGAGAUGUUUGCCAUAUAGAGUCGUGCUGCUGUCUAGACCUUCUUGAAUGUUGAUACAACAGUUGACUACUACAGAACAUUUUUGUGUUAUUUGUUGGAUGAACUUGCAUGUUAACUGUAGGCCUAUAGCUUUGCCUUUACGAUUUUUAGAAGAGCUUCAUAAUUAAUUAUUUCAAUGAUAAAUUAAAUUUUAUUUAUUAACGAUUAGGUUUUAAUUAUAUAUAGUACAAAAGCCAUGUUUUUCCAGUUACUUUUUUCUUACUGACCUCAUUUUAAUGAUAUGAAAAGCCAGUUUUACGACAACAGGAUUAGCUUAUUUCUUAUCACAAAGUGUCAUAGUGCAUAUAUUGUUAUUUAUUGGAGCAAACUGCAACCAAACACGUAAGUCUGGCAGGAGCUGUUUCUUGAAUAUCUUCCUCCCAGUCAAAAGAUUUGCCAAUAGGACAGAAGCUUUUUCAGUACAGCCCUUAAAAGUUAAGUGACAGUUGAAGGGGGAGUAGCAAUUAAAAGAAGCAAACAAACAGAGAAGGGGAGAGAAAUAGGAACUGGAACAUCAAGUAGAUAUUCUUGUCUCACCCCCCUCUGCCUUCCCUUCUCUUCUUAACCCUGUUUGCACCUUACAAGGAAGCGCAUUUAGCUGAGCCCCCUCUCUGCCCUGCCACAAACACACUCUGCUGGUCCAGACCUGCAGGAACCCAGCUGAGAGAACAGGGGCACCUAUGGGGUUUUUCAAGUGUUUGUAUUUUGUAGUCUUGACAACUCAGGAAAAUAAAGGCUGCACCAGUGGAGGCAGUGGCACACAGGUGAAACUGUUAUAGCAGACUAAGUCAAACUUUUUUAAACCAUCUUUGAAUAAAAAAUGGGGUUGGUGGGUUUUCCUCUUUCGUAUUCAGCAUUAGACUGUUCAAGUGGAGAAUUUUCUGCUACUUUCUUAUCAUUAGAUACUUCAGACAGCGCUCGUUGAGUUCACUGAAAGUUUUGUCUGUUUCAAAGGUUGGGUUUCCUUUUGUGACCAUCAGCUACUGGUGGGACAAUGCACAUGUGAGUUCAAUAAAUUAAUACUUAAUUUUA